Messenger RNA from Diorhabda carinulata, 4920 nucleotides. RefSeq names its product probable phosphorylase b kinase regulatory subunit alpha. Gene Ontology annotation, biological process: glycogen metabolic process. The record is from RefSeq and is a predicted model, not a curated record. Gene Ontology annotation, molecular function: calmodulin binding. The coding region runs from base 964 to 4551 and encodes 1195 amino acids. The transcript is spliced from 18 exons. NCBI's taxonomy places the organism in Eukaryota, Metazoa, Arthropoda, Insecta, Coleoptera, Chrysomelidae. Gene Ontology annotation, cellular component: phosphorylase kinase complex.
AUUUAAACAAUGUUUAUUCGAUUGUUGCUUUUACUACCGUCUUAUUUCAUUACAAUCAUUGAUAAUCACAUACUACAUCACUACUAUUUAUAUAUGUAUCUAAUCAUAAAACCGUUUUUAUUUUAUUAUUAAAUAAUAAAUUACAGACAUCGUUUAACCUUCAUAUCUUAUUUCCACAAAUGUACCUCUGAAUACCGUUUGUGUUGUGAUUUCUCCUGGGAAAUUAUUCCUUUUAAAUGUUAGUUUCAUUUCGUCAGUAGAUGGGGAGAACCAGAAACGUUGUAACCAAAUUUUGAAUUACUGUUUACUUAAUUCACGUUCGCUUUUAUAUCUCCCAGUUGUCCGAAAAGUAAAAUAUCGUUAAUUACCAAAUAUGAAUAUAAUUCCAAAAUGCAAGGUAUAACAGAAAAAAUAAAUAAUAUACAUUGUUGCCGAUAGUAAAUAAAACGAAGGAUGUAUUUGAAAAAUAAGUAUUCUGUGUACAAUAGAAUACUAUGUGAGUAUGUCAAUUUUUAUUAUGUCAAAUUAUUGUUACAAAGUAUAUGAUACGAAUACAUAUAUAUAAAAAAAUUUAAUAAUUGAUGAUUAAUUUUGCUACUCACCAAUUUUUUAAAUCAACAUUAGUUUUCCAAUAAGAAAAUUCCAUACAUUCCUAUAAUUAUAUAAAAUGAACCUUUACUAUAUGCAACCAAACAUACAUAUUAUGUAAGACAUUUUCGUUAUAUAAAAUUAAGUUAGCCUAGUAAUCUCCAUUCAUCAUAUUAAAACAAAGUUUAUCUGUUAUACAUAUUUUUCUCUUCUAUUUAUUGUGUUGAUAUUUGGUUUUCGUAAUUUUUGUUCGUUUAAUAAAAAAUACUGUCAGUCUUCUGUCAAAUAUGUCAUUAAAAUCACCUUGGUUUGUUAUGGUUAGUCUUUUAAAUAACAUUUAAAAAAAUUGGAGUAAAAUUUAUUUAAUUAAACAAAAUGAGGAGUCGGAGUAAUUCGGGAGUCCGUUUGGACUAUUAUCAACGUCUCGUACAUAAAGUUAUUAUGGAGCAUCAAAACCCGGUUACGGGAUUAUUUCCAGCAAGUUUAGAAAAUAAUCACGCUUGGAUUCGAGACAACGUUUACUGUAUACUUUCGGUUUGGGGUCUAUCGAUGGCGUAUAAAAAAAUUGCCGAUCAAGAUGAAGAUAGAGCAAAAACCUAUGAAUUGGAGCAGUCUUGUGUAAAGUUAAUGAGAGGUUUAUUGAUGUGUAUGAUGCAGCAGAAGGAUAAAGUUGAGAGAUUUAAACAAACACAAAAUCCUUUAGAUUCCCUACAUGCCAAAUAUUCAUCUGUUACUGGACAAAUAGUUGUAGGUGAUAAUGAAUGGGGUCAUUUACAAAUAGAUUCAAUUUCCCUCUAUCUUCUACUCCUUGCGCAAAUGACAGCAUCUGGUUUACAAAUAAUAUUUAAUCUAGAUGAAGUAGCUUUUAUACAAAAUUUAGUUUUUUACAUUGAAUGUGCUUAUUGUACUCCCGAUUAUGGCAUUUGGGAACGAGGUGAUAAGACUAACCAUGGCUUACCAGAAUUAAAUGCCAGCUCAAUUGGUAUGGCAAAAGCUGCCUUAGAAGCAAUGAAUGAACUUGAUUUAUUUGGAGCAAGGGGGGGUCCUUACAGUGUCAUUCAUGUUUUAGCAGAUGAGGCACAAAAAUGUCAAGCUGUGUUACAGUCAAUGUUACCAAGAGAAUCCAGUUCAAAAGAAAUUGAUAGUGGUUUACUUUCAGUAAUUAGCUUUCCAGCUUUUGCUAUAGAUGAUCCCUCAUUAAUUUCCCAUAGUAGACAAUCUAUUAUUGAAAAACUUCAAGGACGGUACGGCUUUAGAAGAUUUUUAAGAGAUGGUUACAGAACUCCCAAAGAAGAUCCAAGCAGAUUAUAUUACGAACCAUGGGAACUGAGAAUGUUUGAAAAUAUUGAAUGUGAAUGGCCGCUAUUUUUUUGUUACAUGAUAUUAGAUAAUUUAUUUAGAGGAAACAAAGAAAAUGCUGAAAGUUACACAAAACAAUUGGAAGAGAUUAUGAUUCGUACUGAUGAUGGAUUGAAAUUAGUCCCAGAACUUUACUCGGUGCCUUCAGAAUUUGUGAAUGCUGAAUAUAAAAAUCCUGGAAGUCAACAACGGAUUCCUUUGGGUCUUUGUCCAUUUCGUUGGGCGCAGAGUCUGUAUAUUGUUGGAAAAUUAUUACAGGAGGGUUUUUUGGCUCCCGGUGAACUAGAUCCCCUUAAUAGACGAUUAGGUUCAGAAAAAAAACCGGAUGUAGUGGUACAAGUGGUAAUUUUAGCAGAAGAUUUCGAAAUUAAAGAAAAAUUAGCAGAGCAUGAUAUUAAAGUGCAAACUAUUGCUGAGGUAGCUCCUAUUGAAGUUCAACCGGCAAGAGUUCUUUCUCAUCUUUAUACAUAUUUAGGUCGUAAUAAAAAACUUGGGCUCUCUGGUAGGAAAUCUAGAGAUGUGGGCAUACUUUCGACGAGCAAAUUGUAUUCUUUGGGUGAUAAAAUUUUUGCUUUCACACCUCAGUUCUUGGAUAUAUCCCAAAAUUAUAUAGCAACAGACUAUGAACUGAUGAUAGAUGUAUGCAAAAGUGAAAUAAAUUUUUUAAAAUCGAGCUGGCAGAAUGUACUAGGAAGACCGCUAACCAUAAUGGUUAGUAGGAGCAUCGACUUAGAGGAUGGAAAAUUACCAUUGGCCAUGAUAACUACAAUGAAAAAAUUAAAAUCCGGUUACAUAAAUGGUACCCGUGUAACAUUGGGUAAUUUAAAAGACUUUCUAAGUACUAGCUGUAUAACGAAUUUGAGUUUUUUGGGAUGCCACGAAGAUGGUUUACCGGAUAAGUUGAAUCCUCAAGUUCAACAGUAUAUGGAAGAGCAUUCGGUUAGAAGUUUAUCUCACAGAUAUUCCCUUCUACCAGUUGCAAGAGUUGGUCCUAAGAAUAAACAUCUGAUGAGAAAAAUGUCUGUCCGAGGGGCAGUUAAAAAAACUAGAUCAAUCAAUGUCGAUUCUGAAACUUUAGGUAUGGAAGGAAACGUGAGCUUAGAUAGACGUUCGUCGUUGUAUUUUCCACAAAUAUCGAUAGAUGUCGCUGAUUAUUCGAAAGAAGAUAUGAAAAGGACGCCAUCUCCAGAGAAGAAUCCUAAAUUAAUGAAGACCGAAUCUAGAACGCCAGUUGUUAGCAUAACCAGACACAGACAUCAAUCGGAAACCCAGUAUGCUGAUACCGAGGUGGAGGAGUUGUUCGCAAUGUUAAGGGAAUCCGAUUCCUUAGACGAACAAGGUGACAUCCUACAAUAUUUAGUAGAUACCAAAGGUCUCGAUUACAAUACAGGAAUGUUGGAAUACGGUCGAGUAGUUACCGUAAAAGAUCUAUUGAAAGGAUUAUACGAGAAAGCCUGUCAUCAAAAGAUGUGGGGUCUCGUCCGACAUACGGCCGGUAUGUUGGGAAAACGUGUAGAAGAUCUUGCUAAAGCCGUUACCGACUUAUUAGUUAGACAAAAGCAAAUAACCGUUGGUAUGCCGCCGAAUAACGAACACACUAUUACCGCCCCAUUACCCGAAAACGAUCUGAGACUUUUAAUUCACGAGGCUUACGGUGAAGAUGACAGUACCGCUAUGUUGACACAAGAGUUACUCUCCUAUUUGGCCAUGUUCAUCAGAACGGAACCACAACUGUUUCUGGAAAUGCUCAGAUUGAGAGUCGGUUUGAUUAUUCAGGUAAUGGCGACAGAACUUUCUCGAACACUAAUCUGCGACGGUGACGAAGCAUCCGAACAUUUAUUAAAUUUAAGUCCGUUCGAAAUGAAAAAUUUGUUACAUCACAUUAUAAGCGGUAAAGAAUUCGCAAUAAGUAGCGUUGGCAGAGGUAACUUUUCGAUAGUGACGAAUAAAUCUAGUCGUAUAAGUAAGAAAAGUCACAUCAGUUUAGGAAACGAAAUAGAUGAUAAUAACAUCGAACCAGACCGUCAAGGACAGUGGUUGAGAAGAAGAAGAUUAGACGGAGCCCUAAAUAGAGUCCCGACAGAUUUUUAUUCGAGAGUUUGGUCUGUAUUGGAAAAAUGUCAAGGAUUGGACAUAGCGGGUAAAGUUCUACCACAAACUUUGACUCAAGAAAUGACCUCUGGGGAAUUAAAAUUCGCAUUGGCGGUAGAAACUGUAUUAAAUACAAUACCCCAACCCGAAUAUAGACAAUUAAUAGUGGAAGCUACGAUGGUUUUAACAUUGGUAUCGGAAUAUAGUAUUGUACCUUCAUUAGGUGGUAUCAUACAAGUGGAAUAUCUUGUACAUAUAGCCAACGAAUUAUUUUUAGAUGACCAGAUGAAAUGCGAGGGUGACGCUACCCUUUGUUGCGCCAAACCGAAAGAACUACGGGAACUGUCUCAAAGCGGAGGUUUGUUAUGCGGUGGAGCUGCAUAUAUCUGUCAACAUUUUUACGACAGCGCCCCUAGCGGUUGUUACGGUACUAUGACGUACAUGACGCGAGCCGUGGCGGUCACAUUAGAAGGUUUACCUAAACAAGGAGAUUUAGAUUGUACGAUUAGUUGAAUUUUAAUUUUACAUAGUCACUUUUCAUUAGAUCUGGUUUUACGUUAUUUUAAUAAAAAAAUUGUUUUGAACAGGAUUUUAUGCAGCUUUAAGUGACUAAAUAUUGAAAAUUGUGCCAAAUAAUUAUUAUUUUACUGUUUGUUUUGAGUUUAUUUAUUGGAAUAUAUUAUCAUAGAAAAAAAUAUUUAAUUAUCCGUAUCCUUUUCAAGUCUUUAACCAAACUGUUGAUAAGAGCCCAAAUGGGAAUCCGCGAAAGGUUGAAUGAAAAAAAAGGUGAACAUUUACCUUUUAUUGAAAUGUACAAAAGUAUUUAUUUCGAAAAUAAGUUUAUAACGCACAAAAUGAAAAUAAAUGGAAUGCAAGCAAAAA